UCGCAGCUGUAGAGCUUGCAGUCGUCGUUUCUAACAAGCUCCGAGACCACACUUGAAGAUGUUUGGCACUGGCAGUCACCUCAGGAUGUUCGAAGAUGAUCCGUUUUUUGCGGAUCCCCUUCGAGCUCACAGUGAACAUGUGCACCAGAUGAUGAGAAGCUUUUCAGAUCCAUUUGGGCGUGACCCAUUUCUCAGCAUUACAAAUGGGAGAGAACGAGGCAGAGAUUUUCAUGGUUCCAAUGUGGCCUUGAGAGACAAUCAUAGGGUUUUUGAUAGACGAAAUCCUUUUGGCCAGAUGGAUGAUAUGAUGUCAAAUAUGAGGAGUAUGUUUACAGAUCUGCAUAGAAACACUGAAAAUUUCUCAUCGGAACCUAAUAGUCAUUCAUUCACAUCGUCUUCAGUAAUGACAUACUCUAAAGUGGGGGACAAACCUGCAAAAGUCUUCCAAGCCUCAAGUCAGAUGCGACAAGCUCCUGGAGGGAUCAAGGAGACAAGACGGGCAGUUAAAGAUUCUGAGAGUGGAAUUGAGAAGAUGGCUAUUGGGCACCAUAUUCAUGAUCGGGCUCACAUCAUUGAACAAUCACAAAACAAAAAAACUGGGAACCGGGAAGUUAACCAAGAAUUCGUCAAUUUAGAUGAAACUGAUGCCCAGACUUUUGAUGAUGAGUGGCAGAGGGAGAUUUUUAAAUUCAUGCCAUCUAAACCUCGGUCGCAGCUGGAGGCCCCCAAAGCACGGAAGGUUCAGAGAGCUGCUAUUGCCAGUACUGAAGAUGAGUCAAGAAGAGAGAAGCGGCGACUGAAAGAUCAGACUUCAAUGAAAAAAACCCAGUUUGAAGAUUUAAAUGUGAAUGGAUCAGCAGUUAAAAAUAACAAAAAAUAAGUCUUUUCUGUGGCAUCAUAUGAUGAUGUCUGUGCCACCUGUUAGAGACCAAUCCUGUUUGGAUUUUUGUGUUGGUCUGCAGUUGUCUUGGUCAUUAUGUACAGUUUCAUUCUAUGGUUUAGUUCUAGUUUCAGAUCCUAAGUAUAUGUUUAAAAGCAAUAGAAUUUCAAAGCACUUUAAAGGACUGGGGUUUCCAAUGUUGAUUCUAUGUACAAAAUUCAUGCAUAUGUACUUUGAGUGGAGAAUAAGUGUCAGGCAGUCUUACUUUUGCCCAUAAGCUAAUUAUCAAACGAAAGAUGAGGGAUUUGUGUGUGUGUAUGUGUAUGUGUAUGUAUAUGUAUAUGUAUAUGUGUGUGUGUGUG
Molecule: messenger RNA, 1242 nt
Organism: Polypterus senegalus (gray bichir)
Lineage: Eukaryota; Metazoa; Chordata; Cladistia; Polypteriformes; Polypteridae
Gene: mlf1
Product: myeloid leukemia factor 1
Exons: 7
Coding region: 59-880 (273 amino acids)
Biological process (GO): regulation of DNA-templated transcription
Cellular component (GO): nucleus; cytoplasm
Source: RefSeq, a predicted model, not a curated record